Messenger RNA from Fusarium fujikuroi IMI 58289, 3234 nucleotides. RefSeq lists its product as uncharacterized. Lineage: Eukaryota; Fungi; Ascomycota; Sordariomycetes; Hypocreales; Nectriaceae. The transcript has a single exon. The record is from RefSeq and is a predicted model, not a curated record. Gene Ontology annotation, molecular function: protein binding. The coding region runs from base 1 to 3234 and encodes 1077 amino acids.
AUGUCGGAUCCUGAAGAAAUCGCGAAAGAGGAGGCAAUCCUCGAGGACAUUUCCGAUAGCCAUAUUUGUGUCCCAGAUCAGAUGUUCAAGGUCGCUCAUCGAUACUUCACCCGAUACAGAAGAGUCGGAUUGAUGACCGACCUUGACAAAGCUAUCAGCAUGGCAACUAAGGCUAUUGACCUCACGCCCGAGAGUAACGGACAGCGAACUUCACGUCUGGUCAACCUCUCUGUCUACUGGCACGAGAAAUACCCAAGAAGUGAUCCACAAAAUGCUCAAGGACUUCAGGACUCCAUUAAAGCUUCGCGAGACGCGAUCGCAGCUCUUCCAGAAACUUACCCAAACCGAGGAACAAUUCUUGACCAGUUAUCCACAAAGCUAGGAUUGCUUUUCAUGCAGACGCGAGAGCUGGCACUUAUCGAAGAAAACAUUGCAGUCCAACGAGAAGCUGUGGAGGUAACGCAAAUCAGCAACCCGAAGCGUGUUCUUUUUCUCGCCAACCUAGCUGCUCCUCUUACAGCUAGACACCAAGUGCUUGGAAACAAGGAAGAUCUCGAUGAAGCGAUUCAAAUAUGUCGUGAUGUCAUAGCACAGACGGAUGUAAACUCGCCCCAGCUUCUCGAGAGACUUGGGAACCUCUCGCUAGGUUUAAGCGAAAGGUACGAUACACAUGGUGACCAAACCGAUCUCUACGAAGCCAUCGAAGUUGUGAAACAGGCUAUUGAAGUCACUGAAGAGGAUAGUCUGGAACGCAUGGCCCAGCUGAGCAAUUAUGCUAAUUUCCUUGGUGACCGAUAUCUCAGGACGGGAAAUACCAGCGAUCUUGAAGAGUCCAUUCACAUAUUCGAAAUGGUCUGUGGUCGUGUUGCAGAUGAGGAGGUCUACUUGGACAGACAUAAAUGUCUCAGCAACUUUGGCAUUCAGCUCAGUCGAAGGUACAGAAGAAUAGGAACCGUGGCUGAUUUGAAGCAAGCGAUACAAGUCGGAAGAAGGGCUUGUGAGCUGAGCCCCGACGACGAUAGCAAGUCAAAGAACCUUUCCAACCUAGCGAUCGUUUUGAAGCACGAAUACUUCAGAACAGAUGAUCCUGGAGUUCUCGAGGAAGCAAUCAGUGUUCAGAGAAAGGCUGUAGAGGCCGUCCAUAAGAAUCACUCCGACAUAUUUGCAACCUUUCACAACCUUGCGACUCUUCUCACUACGAAAUACAAACUUACACAAAAGUUGGAGGACCUUGAAGAGGCGUUGAGACUUGGGCGGCAGGCUGUCGACAUGACACCUGAAGAUCAUGCCAAUAGAGCUGCUUGUCUCAACACCCUGGCAGUGCAGUUGAGUGACUUGUCCAAAAAGACUGGACUGUCAAGCCACUUACAAGAAGCCAUCCGUUAUGGGCGAGAAGCCCUGGACACCACUGGAGAAAACCAUCCGGAGCGUGCGAAUAGGCUGGUCAAUCUAGGUGGUCGAUACGGAGAUCUGUUCUGGGAGACGAAAGAAAAAGAACAUCUCGAUGCUGCCAUUGCACACUUAGAGUCUGCCUUGAAUAGCCCUAACGCUUACGACGAUACCCGCAUCCGUGCAGGAAAAGAGCUCGUCCAGUACUACGCGGCUGUACCUGACUGGGAUAAGGCUUAUAAAGCUGUCAAGACUGCGAUGGAUCUUGUUCCCAAUCUCAUUGCACAGACUACUAGCAAUGCUGAUAAGCAAGAUGCACUGGUCCAGGUUUAUGGCUUAUCAUCUGAUGCAGCGGCUGUGGCACUCUCGGCAAACAAAGGAGCCCUUGCUGCGCUGCGGUUUCUUGAACAAGGACGUGGAAUGAUGGCAGCGUCCGUUGAAGAUUCACGGAUGGAAAGCCUUGAUCUGCGGGCUGAGCAUCCCGAACUCGCUGAACGUCUAAACCGAUUACAAGGUCAAAUCAAUUCAUUUGCGGCUAUCGGUUCUUCCAGUGAUGAGGUCCACGGGUCUUCGUUAUCAGGCGGACAUGUCAAUGUGAACCAUAACCCGGACGAGCUUCGCGGACUACUUGACGAGAUCCGCCAAAAGCCCGGAUUUGAAGACUUUCUCUCUGCUCCAAGCGAAUCAAGCAUCAAAGAUGCUGCCAUUCCGGGAGCAAUUGUUGUCAUCAACGUCAGCGAAUUCCGCCGUGACGCUAUCCUCGUGGAGCACAACAAGAUCCACAGCAUUCCGUUGCCUCAGCUUAUGAUCCAGGACAUAAGGUCCAAUACCCAACAAGCUCAUACUUCAAGUCCAAAGAUACUCGAGUGGUUGUGGCAUACUAUUGCUGAACCCGUCCUUGGUGCAAUAGCCAUCAAUGGGGUUUCUUCUGAAGAACGCCUGCCACGGAUUUGGUGGAUCCCAACGGGCCUAUUGAGCAUAUACCCUCUCCAUGCAGCUGGCCGACAUUACAAAGGGUCACGGAAUACUGUGAUCGACAGAGCCAUGUCAUCGUAUAGCUCAUCUAUCAGAGCCAUUAUCCGGACUCGGGGUCGUGCAGGUCUAAACCCGGUUCCCUUGGGCAACGAGCGGGCCGUCCUUGUAUCUAUGGAGCGAACACCAGGGUACAGUACACUCCCUUCGGCUGGCAAAGAGAUAGCUCAGUUACGUCCCAUCUGCGAGUCCAAAGGAUUUGAAGUAGUUGAACCAAAGUCCCUCAAAGAAGACAUUGUUUCGCAGCUUCCAGGUUGUAAAAUCUUCCACUUCGCUGGCCACGGUGCCACCAACUUACGCGACCCUUCUCAAAGCAGCCUUCUGUUGGAGGAUGAGCCUCUAACUGUGUCAAACCUCCUCGAAACCAACAUCCAUCAAUACUCGCCAUUCCUUGCAUACCUUUCGGCAUGCGGUACUGGACAGAUUGCCCAUGAGAAGUUCCUUGAUGAAAGUGUUCAUCUUAUCAGUGCCUUUCAGCUAGCUGGAUUUCGUCAUGUUAUCGGUACUCUCUGGGAAGUUGGCGACAGUAUCAGCGUUCAUAUGGCAAGGAUCACCUACGAAGCUUUCCAGCGUGGUGACUCGGCAGAUGAGUCGGUAUGUCGAGGCUUACAUAAAGCAACAUUGGAGCUUUGCGAUCGGUGGUUUAAAGAACAGACUCCGACUCGUGGUCGUAAGAGGAAGUCAGGAUCCAUUCUAAGGGAUGAAAGAGGAGAGACGCUUGGUCCCCGUGAUAUUGAAGCCUUGGAAGAUGAAGAUGAUGAAGAUACUCUUAGAUUGCCACAAUGGGUUCCAUAUGUUCAUUACGGAGUAUAA